Osmia lignaria (orchard mason bee) is the source of this 1101-nucleotide messenger RNA. RefSeq names its product Odorant-binding protein 59a (gene Obp59a). Lineage: Eukaryota; Metazoa; Arthropoda; Insecta; Hymenoptera; Megachilidae. The record is from RefSeq and is a predicted model, not a curated record. Gene Ontology annotation, molecular function: odorant binding.
AAGGGAACAUUGGGGACUGAGAUGGAAUGAUACACAAUCAAUGUCAUCAUCUUUUUGUGUUAAUUUCCUUUAUAUAUUCGAGCAAAAAGGAGCAUACGUUCAUUAAUCGUAAGUUAACUCUACAAAACGUUAGCAGCAUGAAACUUUUCGGACCGCUAAUUUUAACAUACAUUGUUCUACUUUUCUUUGACGAAGGAAUAUCUUUGAAGUGUCGUUCUGGGAAUCAACAAGUGGACGCACGAUAUCAAAAAGUGUUGAUGAUUUGUAAAAAGAGAUACACUGAUUCGAAUACAGACAAUUCGGAAGAUUCUGCUUCGGAGAAUAACAGUUCAGAAAGCGGCUCAAAUUCUAACGAGAAUGUUUAUGAUAAAAAUUAUUUUGAUACAAAGGACGGCAGGUCUUACAAUCAGUCCACAAAUACUCAAAGAUAUAGAAAUUCUAAUAGAAACAGCGAUAUGAAUACUUCUGAUCGUUCAGUAAAUGGAAAUAUCAGACAUUUUCAAAACAUGAAAAAUAUUCGUAAAUCAAAUAAUCAAAAUUCAUGGAAUUCCAGAGAUUCACAAAAUAAAAAUAACUAUCGUAAUGGAGAAAUGAAUAACGGAGACAUGAAGUUUGAUAAUAAUACCGGUCAAGAUCAAGCUUGUAUCAUGCAGUGCUUCUUCAAUGAAUUGAAUGUUGUGGAUCAGAAAGGAUUUCCAGAAAGGGAUAUGGUAAUUCCAUUAAUGAGCCAGAAUAUUCAAGAUCCAGAAUUGAAAGACUUUGUUGAAGAAUCAAUCACAGAAUGCUUUCAUUACCUACAAUCAAACAAGAGAGAGAAGUGUGAAUUUUCGCAGAACCUUUUAACAUGUCUGGCUGAAAAAGGGCAACAAAAAUGUGAAGAUUGGGAAAAUUAAAAGAAUGUCUUCAUUAUGAUUUUUUCAACCACAUAAGAAGAUAAAAGAUUAUAUAGAACACAUGUGUAAUAAAAAAAGUUAUAAACAGCCAUCCGAGUAAAUUUAUGUGAGCAUAUAAUAGCUUUAGUAAAAUUGCAAAUACUUUAUAGCAUAAUGUUUUGUUAACACUUUUUCGCUUAAACUGUUUAUACAGCAUUAUUAAAAAAAA